This is a messenger RNA of Brassica napus (rape), 874 nucleotides long. RefSeq lists its product as uncharacterized. The coding region runs from base 1 to 372 and encodes 123 amino acids. The transcript has 6 exons. Lineage: Eukaryota; Viridiplantae; Streptophyta; Magnoliopsida; Brassicales; Brassicaceae. The record is from RefSeq and is a predicted model, not a curated record.
AUGGAAGACACCGUUGGAGGUGGUCUUAAUGUCCUUCUUAAAUCCAUCACCCACCCACGAUCUACUUUCAAUGUGAGCUUCAUUCAAGCAAGGCGGUGGAACUGCGACUAUAAAAAGGCAAAAGACAAAGUUACAGAUAUCAGAACUGGUGCAGCUAAACUUAAAGAAGCUAGCGAAGCCGACUUCCAUGGAGCAACUACUCCAAUUAAGAAGAUUGUGAAUGCUAACUGGCCAAAGAAUUCCAAUCAGUUCUCAAAGAGUUUCAGAAAGCUCAGAGACUUGCAGCUGAAAGAGAAAUUACAUAUACUCAUGUGGUCACUAAAGAUAUACCUACCAGUUAUAAUGCACAUGAACUGGAUAUUGAAUCUUUAAGGACCUCCCGAGAGCAAGCUCUUCUUCUACAAUAAAAAAAAUAUGAUAUCAGCUUUAACAUUAAUAACUCAAAUGCUGCAACUGCACAAGCCACUGCUCAACUCAGAAAAGCAUCUAAAACUCAAAGCAAAUUCAUCCUUGGUACUAGGAGAGACUCUCUUCUCAAUUUUUUUUUAAAUUCUCUGAUCCCGUUUUUUAGCAGUUAAAGCUAAGUUUCAUAUAUAUGUUUUACUUUUGUUGCAGACAUGCCUUCUUAUUCACAUAUUUGGGACUGUCAUCAUCUUUAUCCUGGUCUGAGCAGCAUCAACCGAAGCAGAGUCGAGGAAACUAUACAAGUUACUACAUUAAAGAUAUAUAUAUAAUUAUUGUACAGAUUCUUUGUACUGUAUCUUCCUUCAUCCCUUGCAAUCGAAUUGAAUCUUAGCAUUUAUGUAUUAAACCAUCUUAAUGAAUAUUUAUAGCAAAAGACAUGAACAUGUUAUGGUUAAUGUUAUAUUAGUUA